AUGGAGAACGGAUCUCAUUCUACUUUCAAACUAAAUAUAAUCUCACAAUCAACAAAUCAAAACUGCCGAAGACCAUUGACUCUGUUUUCCUUCAUUACGGCCACAGCCAGAGAUGGAUCCCAAGUUACGGAAAAACGCCUGCAAGAUGUUUCCGAAGUAUUAAAAGACAAUUUGACAAAAGGGACUGCGUUGAAAUGCAAGGAGAAAAAUGUUGUAUAUCCCAUCAUUCAUUUUACCGAGGAUCGAAAUUCAUUGAUGUCGGUGCUACAAGAUCAGAACGAAGUAAACGAGCAUUUUAAAUUACAUCAAGGCGUUUAUCGAGAAAUCAAAAGUAUCGAGUGUGAGGAUGGAAACGGACCGUUCGUAACGACUUCAACUAGCAUCUCAUACAUAGUAUCCGGAUUCAAACUUCUCGACACCAGUCUAGUGGAGGUAAUGAUCGAAUCAUGGAAGGAUUGGACAGGCGCUAGGCACAUAUAUCUCCACAUUCCGUACGACCUGGGUCUCCAGAGGAUCUCGCUUUUAAAAAAAGUGGCUCCUAGUUCUUUGAACUCUUUUACCUACGUUGUACUCGCUGAGUGUCUGAAUGUGAACACAGAAGAAAAAAAGAUGUUACUGUUGGAUUUUGUACAACGGAUGAGAAUAGAAAAAUUUCUAUCCGGUUACCUAUCUGUUUACGAGCUUCAUAAAACUUAA
Messenger RNA from Macrosiphum euphorbiae (potato aphid), 696 nucleotides. Lineage: Eukaryota; Metazoa; Arthropoda; Insecta; Hemiptera; Aphididae. The record is from the annotation of a GenBank genome assembly.